AUGACAACGCCAACAACAAUUAGUACAAUUGUCAGUGAAUCGGAAGAUACAAAAGAUGCUAUUGAAUUAACUGAGAAGGAGAAAUUUAAUAAACGUUUUAAACCAACUAAACAAAAACAAAAUAAUCAGUCUAAUAAUCAGAACCAAUCUCAACCAUCAUCAGUUAAUGUGCAACCAUUACGAGCUGGUGAUAUAAAAGAAUAUCGAUUAUGGGCAUUGGCUUCAUCAAUUGCUUUUUUUUUUGUGAUUGCACCUUUUUUUGCUUUGCAUAAUAGCUAUCGUAUACGAGAAAUGAAAAAAAGACAAGAAUUAACUCAAGCUCAAGUAUUAUCUACUAGUGUUAAUAAUAUGCUCAUUAUAUCAAAUAUCAUAGGUAUUGUCAUAUGGGUGGCUAUCCUUUUCCUCAUUGGUGUAUUUUUUGUAAUGGGUGCUAUUUAUUAG
Rotaria sordida is the source of this 441-nucleotide messenger RNA. The record is from the annotation of a GenBank genome assembly. NCBI's taxonomy places the organism in Eukaryota, Metazoa, Rotifera, Eurotatoria, Philodinida, Philodinidae.